UAAGCGUAAAAGCAAACCAGUUAUAAAGGAACAGUGAGAUUACUGCCGGAGCAAACUUCCGGUGGCAGGAGGAGAAGAAGAAGAAGAAGAAGAAGAAGGAGAAGGGGAGGAGAAGAAUGGGCGUCGACUACUAUAGAAUUUUACAGGUAGACCGGAAUGGAAAAGACGAUGAUUUGAAGAAAGCUUACCGUAAACUCGCUAUGAAAUGGCAUCCCGAUAAGAACCCUAAGAAUAAGAAAGAAGCUGAAGCUAAGUUCAAGCAAAUCUCCGAAGCCUAUGAUGUUUUAAGCGAUCCACAAAAGCGGGCUGUUUAUGAUCAGUAUGGAGAGGAGGGUUUGAAGGGGCAGGUGCCGCCGCCGGGUGCUUCCGGGUUUGGACACGAAGGGGGUUCCACGACGUUCCGGUUCAAUCCUCGGAGUGCGGAUGAUAUAUUCUCUGAGAUUUUUGGAUUUUCGAGCCCGUUUGGUGGGAUGGGUGACAUGGGUGGCCCCCGCGCCACCACGUCAGGUUUUCCAAGAGGUAUGUUUGGGGACGAUAUCUUCUCCUCAUUUAGGAGCGCAGCCGGAGAGAGCUCUAAUAUGCUCCGUAAAGGGGCUGCCAUAGAACGGACGUUGCCGUGUAGUUUGGAGGAUCUGUACAAGGGAACUACUAAGAAGAUGAAGAUUUCCAGGGAUGUUACUGAUUCUACUGGGAGACCAACAACUGUGGAAGAAAUUCUUACAAUUGAGAUCAAGCCAGGUUGGAAGAAAGGGACAAAAAUCACUUUUCCUGAGAAGGGAAAUGAACAACGAGGUGUUAUACCUUCCGACUUAGUCUUCAUCAUUGAUGAGAAGCCUCACACUGUCUUCAAAAGGGAUGGAAAUGAUCUUAUAGUUACUCAGAAGGUGUCUCUUGUAGAAGCUCUAACAGGGUACACAGCUCAGGUAACAACCCUUGAUGGAAGGAAUUUGACGAUCCCCAUUAACUCCAUUAUCAGUCCUACCUAUGAAGAAGUUGUUAAAGGUGAAGGGAUGCCGAUUCCCAAGGAGCCUUCCAGAAAAGGGAACCUGAGGAUUAAGUUUAACAUAAAGUUCCCUAGCAAGCUCACCGUGGAGCAGAAAGCAGGGAUCAAGCGAUUAAUAUCAUCAUAAAAGCAUGAUGGUGCUCUCAUUACCAUCUCCCAGAUCUGUGUAAGCUUGCAAUGAUGUUCUUUUCUAGUCUAAUCCAGGAAGAAAAUUUGCGUUUUCAUUAUUAUAACAGUUAUUUAGGAGUUAAUUAUUGUUUGCCAUGCUUCAUUUUUGUCAUUCUUUAGCAGUGUAGUGCUGAGUGUUAAUUUUUGCAAAAUCACCCAUUAAGCUAUAAUGCUCAUUGUGCUGUUGGGAUUUAUUCUUCUGCUUUGAGGUCCUCUUUGCCCCCCCAUAUUUUGUUUUUGGCAACCAGCCUGAGCCAACCCCGCUAAACAGCUUGCCAAUUGAUGACUGAAAAUUUUAUGGAUGUAUGCAGCCUGUGAAGGACCAUAAAGUGUUUGGCUAUAUUCUUUUUUUGUAUUAUAACUCGUUAUGGUUUUGAUAAUAAUUUUACGGCUUUGUUUAUUUGGGAAAA
Molecule: messenger RNA, 1581 nt
Organism: Manihot esculenta (cassava)
Lineage: Eukaryota; Viridiplantae; Streptophyta; Magnoliopsida; Malpighiales; Euphorbiaceae
Product: dnaJ homolog subfamily B member 1
Exons: 3
Coding region: 117-1130 (337 amino acids)
Cellular component (GO): cytosol
Molecular function (GO): protein-folding chaperone binding
Source: RefSeq, a predicted model, not a curated record